Penaeus chinensis is the source of this 3165-nucleotide messenger RNA. RefSeq names its product zinc transporter 5-like. The record is from RefSeq and is a predicted model, not a curated record. Lineage: Eukaryota; Metazoa; Arthropoda; Malacostraca; Decapoda; Penaeidae. Gene Ontology annotation, biological process: zinc ion transport; intracellular zinc ion homeostasis; transmembrane transport. Bases 309 to 2831 code for a protein of 840 amino acids. Gene Ontology annotation, cellular component: Golgi apparatus; nucleus; membrane. Gene Ontology annotation, molecular function: zinc ion transmembrane transporter activity. The transcript is spliced from 3 exons.
AUCCCUCCUCGAAAGUAACCUGGUAUCUGUGGCUGCUGAUUUUGAGCAAAUUUUUCCGCUGCAUAGGGGUGUUCGUGGCAUAUGAUGCUGUCCGGUCCAUUCAUGUAGUGUACUUCUUGCUCCUGGUUACUUUACUGUGCUGACCAAGCAGGCAGGGAUGGUCCUAAUUGUCUUGGCCUACAUGAGGUGUUCCAACCAAAGAUGCAGUUUGAGCAGACUCUAAGGGCAAAGAAAAGUUUGAGUAAUUAGAUAGGAAAAGUGGAAAGGAUACAGUUGUUUUGAAAAGAGGUACACAUCUUGCCGGCAGAAUGUCAGUUCGUGAGGGAACUCGAAGGAAGAAGAUAUCAGUUCUUCACAUGCUAGGAACAUGGGAGGGCAAAAUUGAAGGCUGCAAUUGCCCGUCUUGCAAGGAAUGGGAUGCCAGAGAAAAGACUCAAGGUGCAGUCCAUAAAAGCCCAACUAAAGCCACAAAAAAUACCAAACCCAUUGCAAAGAAAGUAAGCAUUAAAGUGAAAACGACUAAAGUAAUGGUGGAGAAGGAAGAUCCUGCAUUGCAUGAGAAAAAGGUUAUUCCAAAGCAGCAAGCAUAUUUGAAGAAUGUGUCUUCAGUAAAGGGAGUGAAAGUAGAACCGGGGCUAACCAAACUUCCUUUGAAUAGUAGAAAUAGUGAAUGUAGCUUUACUAGUGAAGUGAUGGAUUCAAAAAUUGAUGGAGACAAAUAUAUGAAAGGUAUUUCUGUUGAUAACAUGCAGUGUGAAAAGAAAAGUGUAGACCUUUUAGCUGGAGUGUGUAACAGUGUGAGCUCAGAAGGAGUGGACAUGUUUAUGGACAGAAUUGAAAAAGUUGGUGAAAGCUGUAACUCCCAGUCAAUAGAGGAUACAAGUUGUAAUGGCAAGACAGUUAGUCAAGGUGCUUUAGAGGCAGUAACAGAGCCCCUUAAUAGACAGGACAAGAACCUGAAGCGUGGCUAUGAUGAUGAUGGAGGAGGGCAGAAAGUUGGAGACAGGCAGAAACUAAUUCGUGAGGAAACAAUACUUGUUGAUCCACAGCAAAUAAAACAGGAACCAGAAGAAUACUUCUCAGAUGAAGAGGAUUUAGGUAGAUAUGGACGGCAGUGUGCUGAUCCCAUCAAGAGUGAAUCGCGGAUGAGUAAGAGGGCAAGAAUGGUUACGUCUGAGAUUGAAAAUAUAUAUGCCAAGCCUCGUAUGGUCUUCACUGGCAGGGGUGUGGUAAGAAAAUUUGAGCCGGGGAUAGAUAAAACCCCAAAGUCAAGAAGAGGAAGGAAACCAAAUAAGAUUAUCCCUGUAAAGGUGAAGCAGGAACCAAAAGAUCAUAUUGACACAGGUGAAGAAGAAGAAAGAUCUGAAUUAGAUCAAUUACAGAGAGCCUUGUCUGAGGCCGCUGCAGGUAUUAGCGAUGUGGGAGAUUUUGCGGAAGAUCUCCAUGACUUUGGUGAUGCUAAAGAAAGUAAGCAGAAGAGAAAGGCCCCCAAAAUAUUCAAGAGAGUUGAAAGUGAUGGUGAUAAGUAUGUGGAAUGUAGCAUGUGUUUCAAAAUGUUGAAAGAAUCUUCUAUGAAACAGCAUUACAAGACUCAUACUGGUGAGAAACCACAUACAUGUGAUGAAUGUGAUGCAAGAUUCACACGCAAGGGGGAUGUUGAGAGACAUAAAAGGCUAGUUCACAAAAAUCAAAAACCAUUUAAGUGCAGAAAAUGCAGUAGGGAGUUUUCUGAUAGAAAAAAUUUGAAGUCUCACUUGCAAAACCAUGACAAAGCUAUUUAUUUUGCUUGCGAUACAUGUGGUUUUAAGUUUGGCAAGAGAGAAUACUAUGAGAAUCACAUUAGAUACAUUCACCCUCUUCCUAAUGGGCAGAUACCAGUGUUCUCUGAAGGGGAGGAAGAUUUAGCAUCAAAGCAGUUGAAAGAACUUGAGAUGGAAGAAAACAAAGAGAAAGAGAGGGAGAGAGAGAGAGUUUCUCUCAGUGAGAAUCUACAUUUAGACAACAUUGAUGAGGAGGAGGAGGAUGAAGAUGAAGAAGAUGAAGAGGACAAAGCAAUGGAAAUAACAGUUACAGAAGGGGAAGAGCAAAAUGCUACUUCAAAUAGAAAAAUAAACAUAAAGAAGGAAGAGAUCACAGAUAACGAGGAAAAUGUAAGUACAAGGAGAGAAGACGAUGACUUUGGAAGCCCUUACCCACCAAUAGAGUCGACCAAAAAUUGUAAAAAAGAGAUAUCAGUUGACUCAACAGGAUCAUUAAGAGGUCCUCAAGUGGGAACUGAUGUAAGAGUAUCUAAAGGAACACUUAGCUUUACCCAAACAGUUCCGGACACUGAUACUCAGGAUGAGGAGCUUGUAAACAAAGUUAUUGCUGCAGCAGUUAGUCAGGCAGCAAACACAAUUGAGAGCCUCCAGACAGCAGCUGGAGCAAAUUUGUCUGGGAAUGAAAUUAAUGACUUUGAUGAUGACGAUGAUGAUGAGGAAGAUGAUGAUGAGGAGGAGGAGGAGGAGGAAGAGGAAGAAGAGUUAAUGGAAGAAACGGAUGCUAUACAGGAAAUUCUAGACUCCCCAAAUUUUGACUUAGUGCCUAUGCCACAGGUACAAAAACCAGCUGAUCAGCAAACUGAAAUUCACAUCAAUGCCUCUGUUGGUGGACAAAAGAAAAAGUUCAUUAUCCAAGUUCCUCCAGGGAGCAACUUUAAUGUACAAACACCAGAUGGCAUGGAAAUGAUCGUGACAAUGGUGAACCAGUUAUGCCCUGGUAAGGGGGAGUUAGACGGGCCUGUGGAAGUGGUGAUGCACAACACAAACCUGCGGACAGUUGGUUUAGAGUGAUCUUGAAGUAAUGUCGAAUUGUGCAAGAUGAUAUUUUGUUUAUUUAUGUGUAUAAUUAUAUAUACCUUGAGAAGUUGAGAGGUAUUGUGAAUAUUGUGUUAUACAAGACGUAAAGAAAGAUGUAUAAUAAAGGAAUUACCUGGGCAAGAUUGAAGUUUCUUUGAUCUACAAAAUAAAAUGUAUAUUUAGUACUCAAAUGUUUCUUAUAGGAACUUGUUUUGCCAAGUGGUAUAAAUAGAUCUUGAAAGUUGUUUGUAAAUAUGGCUUUAAAUACAUGUAUGAUCCCAUGCAUAUGUUUCAUGUUAAAAAUAAAUGUUAAUUUCUGUAAAAAAAA